Guyanagaster necrorhizus is the source of this 513-nucleotide messenger RNA. RefSeq lists its product as uncharacterized. The record is from RefSeq and is a predicted model, not a curated record. NCBI's taxonomy places the organism in Eukaryota, Fungi, Basidiomycota, Agaricomycetes, Agaricales, Physalacriaceae. Bases 1 to 513 code for a protein of 170 amino acids. The transcript has a single exon.
AUGGCGUCUCUCACUUCUCCCCAUUCCCAUCUCACCAGUGUGGGUCGAAGACCUGAUCACAACGGAGAAUUAGAAUUUCACACUCUCGACAGCAUCCUAUCCUUCCUCUCUGAAUGUCAGAACUUUCCUCACCUGCGCAAUUAUUCCUCCCUCCGCAUCGAGAAUGUGGAAUUCCAGAAUAUCGGGCAGCUGGAGACCUUGAUUCUGGGAGACGGACUUAGGACUUUUGAUAGUCUUUGCACAGUGUCAUUACACAUGAUAACUAUUGUCGACAAGUCCGCAUGCUCUCAGCUUUGGUCGUACUCCAAAUUCAAUAUCGGCCAUCUCAUUGUUACGUCGACAAAUAUUGAUCUGUGGUUAUGGUCAUAUAUCCUGGCACACUUUCAAUACAUCAAUAUUACCCGCACACGCACUGGACGCAUCGGUUCUAUAACUAAAGACCCUAGUAAAAAUUUGGACGUCCUAUUCAUGGUUGAAGAUUUUUCUAUCAUCGAUAUCAAAAGUCGAACCUGA